CCGUCAGUCUGCAGGCCGCUCGACCCGGACCGAACCCGGCCAGAACCCGCCGCAGUCCGGAGGAACCCAAACUUUACUUUCUGCUCUUUUCCUGCUUCUGUCCGAGUCCAUGAGCGUCUCGGCGCAGCGGCUCUUGUGACUGCGGAUCUGCGCAUGUUUGGCUCCUGACGCUGAAGCUCCGCUGCGCCGCUUCUCUUUUUUCUGCACUUUUCUUCCCACUCGGCUGCGCUCCGCUAUAAAAGCGGCACCAUGAUGAGCAGCAGCGGCUACUUGGAGCCGCCGCAGUUCUACCAGGCUCCGGACACCGGCGAGGAGGAGGAGGAGAUGCCGGCCACCGAGAAGGACCUGGCCGAGGACGCGCCCUGGAAGAAGAUCCAGCAGAACACGUUCACCAGGUGGUGCAACGAGCACCUGAAGGUGGUCAACAAGCGCAUCAGCGACCUGCAGAAGGACCUGAGCGACGGACUGAAGCUCAUCGGGCUGCUGGAGGUUCUGAGCCAGAAGAAGAUGUACAGAAAGUACCACGCCAGGCCCAACUUCAGGCAGAUGAAGCUGGAGAACGUGUCGGUGGCGCUGGAGUUCCUGGACAGAGAACACAUCAAGCUGGUCUCCAUCGACUCUAAAGCCAUCGUGGACGGGAACCUGAAGCUGAUCCUGGGUCUGAUCUGGACCCUGAUCCUCCACUAUUCCAUCUCCAUGCCCAUGUGGGAGGACGAGGACGACGAGGACGCCAAGAAACUGACCCCCAAGCAGCGUCUGCUGGGCUGGAUCCAGAACAAGGUGCCCCAGCUGCCCAUCACCAACUUCCACCGGGACUGGAGGGACGGCAAGGCGCUGGGAGCUCUGGUGGACAACUGUGCCCCCGGUCUGUGUCCUGACUGGGAAACAUGGGAUCCCAGUCAACCGGUGGAGAACGCCAGAGAGGCCAUGCAGCAGGCUGACGAUUGGCUGGGAGUUCCUCAGGUGAUCGCUCCGGAGGAAAUCGUUGAUCCCAACGUGGACGAGCACUCGGUCAUGACCUACCUGUCUCAGUUCCCCAAAGCCAAGCUGAAGCCCGGUGCCCCCCUGAGGGCCAAGACGCUUCACCCGAAGAGGGCCAAAGCCUACGGACCAGGUAUCGAGCCUCGAGGUAACAUGGUUCUGAAGCCAGCAGAGUUCCUGGUGGAGACGGUGGAGGCUGGACUCGGGGAGGUUCUGGUUUACGUGGAGGAUCCAGAAGGACACACAGAGGAGGCCCGAGUGAUCCCCAAUAAUGACAAAAACCGGACCUACUGCGUGGUCUACCUGCCCAAAGUGGAGGGGCUUCAUAAGGUCAAGGUGCUGUUUGCUGGGCAGGACAUUGACAGGAGUCCCUUCAUGGUGAAUGUUUCGAAGGCAAUCACAGGCGACCCGAGCAGAGUUCAGGCCCGCGGGCCGGGACUGCAGUCGAUGGGGAACGUAGCCAACAAACCUACAUACUUUGAUAUUUAUAUUGCAGGGGCGGGUACUGGAGACGUGGGCGUCAUCAUUGUGGACUCGAAUGGUCGGAGGGAUACAGUGGAGAUUGUCUUGGAGAACAAAGGCGACAGUAUAUUUCGGUGCACCUAUGCUCCCGUCCUGGAAGGGCCACACACCAUCUACGUGACCUUUGCUGGGCAGCAGAUUCCCAGAAGCCCUUUCACCGUCCACAUCUCGGAGGUUUCGCAGAGCGGCCCUCCGCCUGGGUCUCCGGUGCAGGUUGUACCUCAGUCCACUCGCACCCCACCCUCAGACAAGACCAGGAGAGCCCCCCCUCCUACACCGCCCAAACCCAGGCGACCAACCUGUAACCCGAACGCCUGCCGGGCAUCGGGUCGAGGUCUGCAGCCGAAGGGCGUCCGGGUGAAGGAGGUGGCAGACUUUAAAGUUUACACCAAAGGAGCCGGCAGUGGAGAACUCAAAGUCACCGUGAAGGGACCAAAGGGCCUGGAGGAGCCGGUGAAGGUGCUGGAGAUGGAAAACGGUGUGUAUGAGUGUAAUUAUUACCCCAUCAUGACAGGAAAGUACAUCGUCACCAUCACCUGGGGAGGAAACAGCAUCCCACGCAGCCCAUUUGAGGUGCUUGUGAGCGAGGAGGCGGGGCCUCAGAAGGUCAGGGCCUGGGGUCCGGGUCUGGAGACUGGAAUGGUCGGGAAGAGCGCCGACUUUGUGGUGGAGGCCAUCGGCACCGAAGUGGGAACUCUCGGCUUCUCCAUCGAGGGUCCGUCUCAGGCUAAGAUCGAGUGUGACGAUAAAGGCGACGGAUCGUGUGAUGUUCGCUACUGGCCGACCGAGCCGGGCGACUACGCCGUCCACGUCAUAUGUGACGACGAGGACAUCAAGGACAGUCCCUUCAUGGCUCACAUCCUCCCUGCUGCCAACGACGUCUUCCCUGAGAAGGUGAAAUGUUUCGGUCCUGGUCUGGAGCCUCUCGGCUGCAUCGUCAACAAACCCGCCGAGUUCACCAUCGACACCCACGGAGCCGGCAGAGGGGAGCUGAAGCUCUACGCUCAGGACGCAGAAGGUUUCCCCAUCGACAUCCAGAUCACCGAUAACGGAGACAGCACCUUCUUCUGCGUUUACAUUCCCACCAAACCCAUCAAACACACCAUCAUCAUCACCUGGGGCGAAGUCAACGUGCCCAACAGCCCCUUCAGGGUGACCAUCGGAGAAGGAAGCCAUCCAGAGAACGUAAAGGUUUACGGUCCAGGCGUGGAAAAAACGGGCCUGAAGGCCAACGAGCCGACGUACUUCACUGUGGACUGCAGCGACGCCGGACAAGGUGACGUCAGCAUGGGCAUCAAGUGCGCUCCAGGUGUGGUCGGCCCCGCAGAGGCCGACAUCGACUUUGACAUCAUCAAGAACGACAACGACACGUUCACGGUGAAGUACACGCCCCCCGGGCCAGGCCAGUACACCAUCAUGGUUCUGUUCGGAGACCAGGAGAUUCCCAUCAGCCCCUUCAGGAUCAAGGUGGAGCCUUCGCACGAUGCCAACAAAGUCCGAGCAGACGGACCCGGACUGAACCGGACAGGUGUGGAGGUGGGGAAGCCGACCCACUUCACCAUCUACACCAAGGGAGCAGGAAAAGCCAAACCCGAGGUCCACUUCACCGGAGCAGCAAAAGGCGACGCCGUCCGAGACUUCGAGAUCAUCGACAACCACGACUACUCGUACACGGUCCGGUACACGGCUGUGCAGCAGGGCAACAUGUCCGUCACCGUGUGUCACGGAGGAGAUCCCAUCCCAAAGAGUCCGUUCAGCAUCAGCGUGGCGCCUCCUCUGGACCUGAGCCGGGUCAAGGUCCAGAACCUCAACAACAAGGUGGACGUCGGGAAGGACCAGGAGUUCUCCGUCUGCACCCGCGGCGCUGGCGGUCAGAACAAGCUGGACGUGAAGAUCACCUCGCCGUCACGUCGACCAAUCCCCUGCAAGCUGGAGUCGGGCUCCGCCAACGAGCUUCACUCGGUGAAGUACAUCCCCCCCGAGGAGGGAACGUACCGGGUCGACGUCAGCUACGACGGGAACCCGGUUCCUGGGAGUCCGUUCAGCGUGGAGGGAGUGAUGCCGCCCGACCCGUCCAAGGUCCGGGCCUACGGUCCGGGUCUUCAGGGUGGUGUUGUGGGUAAACCGGCCCCCUUCGCCAUUGACACUAAAGGCGCUGGUACCGGUGGUUUGGGUCUGACAGUGGAAGGACCCUGCGAAGCAAAGAUCGAGUGCCAGGACAAUGGCGACGGGUCUUGUUCUGUGUCCUACCUGCCCACUGAGCCCGGCGAGUACGCCAUCAACAUCCUAUUCGCCGACCAGCACAUCCCCGGGUCACCCUUCAAGGCCGCGGUCCAGUCGGUGUUCGACCCCAGCAAGGUGACGGCCAGCGGGCCGGGCCUGGAACGGGGGAAGGUCAAUGAGGCCGGCACCUUCACCGUGGACUGCUCCAAAGCCGGAGAGGCCGAGCUCACCGUCGAGAUCAUCUCCGACUCCGGAACCAAAGCCGAGGUCCACGUCCAGAACAACGCCGACGGAACCUACUCCAUCACCUACAUCCCCCAGAGCCACGGCAUGUACUCCAUCACCAUCAAGUACGGAGGACACGUGGUGCCAAAGUUCCCGACCCGACUACAGGUGGACCCGGCUGUGGACACCAGCGGGGUGAAGGUCUACGGACCCGGAGUGGAACCGACAGGCGUCCUGAGGGAAGUAAAAACCCACUUCAUCGUGGACGCCCGAGCUCACUACAAGAGCGGCGGGAACCACGUCAGCGCCGCCAUCUCCAACCCGUCGGGCGCCAACACAGACGCCUACGUCAUCGACAAGGAGGACGGGACCUACCUGGUGCAGUACACGCCCUACGAGGACGGUUUGCAUCUGAUCGAGGUUUCGUUCGAUGAGGUCUCGGUGCCGAAGAGUCCGUUCAAGGUGUCGGUGAUCGAGGGUUGUGAUCCAACUCGAGUCCAAGCUUACGGUCCAGGUCUAGAAGAAGGACUCGUGAACAAAUCAAACCGUUUCACUGUUGAGACCAGGGGUGCUGGCACUGGAGGUCUUGGUCUGGCAAUCGAGGGACCGUCGGAGGCAAAGAUGUCGUGUAAGGACAACAAAGAUGGCAGCUGCAGCGUGGAGUACAUCCCCUUCACACCUGGAGAAUAUGACGUCAACAUCACCUUCGGAGGCCGACCAAUCCCAAUGAGUCCGUUUCGUGUCCCGGUGCGAGAGCUGGUUGAUCCCAGCAAGGUGAGAUGUUCAGGUCCAGGCCUUGGAAGUGGAGUCCGAGCUCAUGUUCCUCAGACCUUCACUGUGGACAGCAGCAAGGCUGGAGUGGCUCCUCUGGAGGUCCAACUCUACGGGCCAACAGGUGUGGCCGAACCCAUCAGCGUCACUGACAACGGCGACGGCACUCACACGGUCAACUACACUCCUGCCAACGACGGUCCGUACACGGUGUGCGUCAAGUACGCCGACCAGGAGGUUCCCCGCAGUCCUUUCAAGAUCAAGACGUUGCCGGCUCACGAUGCCAGUAAAGUUCGAGCCAGCGGUCCGGGUCUGAACGCUUCUGGAGUUCCGGCCAGUCUGCCGGUCGAGUUCACCAUCGACGCCAGAGAUGCUGGAGAAGGACUGCUGACCGUCCAGAUACUGGGUCCGGACGGCUGCAGGCGCGAGGCCUCGGUGUUUGUGGAGGACUGGGGCAGGAGGGUUUGGGAGACUCAUAUAGUAAAGAGAACCAUCCCCUUCAGUAUUCUGAGGAGAGGCUUCGAUCCAGAGGGGAAACCGAAGAAGGCGAACAUCCGGGACAACCAGGACGGAACGUACACGGUGUCCUACGUACCCGACAUGGCCGGGCGCUACACCAUCACCAUCAAGUACGGCGGAGACGAGAUCCCGUACUCGCCUUACCGCAUCCACGCCCUGCCCACCGGAGACGCCAGCAAGUGUCUGGUCACAGUGUCGAUCGGAGGACACGGACCGGGUUCAGGUAUUGGCCCGACCAUCCAGAUCGGAGAGGAGACCGUCAUCACCGUGGACGCUAAGGCUGCUGGGAAAGGUAAAGUCACCUGUAAGGUGUCGACGCCGGACGGAGCCGAGCUGGACGUGGACGUGGUGGAGAACGCCGACGGAACAUUUGAUAUUUACUACACGGCUCCGGAACCGGGGAAAUACGUCAUCACCAUCCGGUUCGGAGGAGAAAACAUCCCCAACAGCCCCUUCCAUGUGGUGGCCAGUGAAAGCGUCCCAAUAAUAGAGGAACCGUGUGACCAGCUUCAGUUACAGCAGAACUUCUUCUCCCCUCAAUGGGCCACCGACGAUCCGAUCAGCCCGGUGGACGGGCUGGAGCCGAUGCUGCGUCCCUUCAGCCUGGUCAUCCCGUUCACGGUGCAGAAAGGAGAGAUCACAGGUGAGGUGCGGAUGCCGUCCGGUCGAACAGCUCAGCCUCACAUCACCGACAACAAGGACGGAACCGUCACAGUGAAGUACUCCCCGACUGAACGAGGUCUGCACGAGAUGGACAUCAAAUACGACGGAAACCACAUCCCAGGGAGUCCACUGCAGUUCUACGUCGACGCCAUCAACAGCGGCCACGUGACGGCAUACGGACCCGGUCUGACCCACGGAACCGUGAACCGACCGGCCACGUUCACCAUCGUCACUAAAGACGCCGGAGAAGGUGGUUUGUCUCUGGCCGUUGAAGGUCCGUCAAAAGCGGAGAUAAACUGUAAAGACAACAAAGACGGGACGUGUACGGUGUCCUACCUGCCCACCGCACCUGGAGACUACAACAUCAUCGUCAAGUUUGAUGACAAGCACAUCCCCGGCAGCCCGUUCACCGCCAAGAUCACCGGUGACGACUCCAUGAGGAUGUCGCAGCUCAACGUCGGCACAGCAACAGACGUGUCCCUAAAGAUCACGGAGACGGACUUGAGCAGCCUGACGGCGACCAUCCGAGCGCCGUCUGGAAACGAGGAGCCCUGCCUGCUGAAGAGGCUUCCCAACCGGCACAUUGGAAUCUCCUUCACGCCAAAGGAAGUGGGCGAACACGUGGUCAGCGUGAUGAAAAACGGGAAGCACGUGACCAACAGUCCGUUCAAGAUCAUGGUUGGUCAGUCGGAGAUCGGCGACGCCAGCAAGGUGAAGGUCUACGGCCAGGGGCUGGUGGAAGGACACACCUUCGAGGUGGCCGAGUUCAUCGUGGACACCAGGAACGCAGGUUACGGCGGUCUGGGUCUGUCCAUCGAGGGUCCCAGUAAGGUGGACAUCAACUGUGAGGACGUGGAGGACGGGACAUGUAAAGUCACCUACUGUCCAACCGAACCCGGGAACUACAUCAUCAACAUCAAGUUCGCCGACCAACACGUGCCGGGAAGUCCGUUCACGGUGAAGGUGUUUGGCGAGGGCCGGAUGAAGGAGAGCAUCACCAGGAAGCGCCAGGCUCCCUCCAUUGCCACCAUCGGCAGCACCUGCGACCUCAGCCUCAAAAUCCCAGGGAACUGGUUUCAGAUGGUCUCGGCCCAGGAGCGUCUGACCCGGACCUUCACCCGCAGCAGCCACACCUACACUCGGACCGAACGCACCGAGAUCAGCAAGACUCGGGCCGGAGAGACGAAGCGGGAGGUCCGGGUGGAGGAGAGCACUCAGGUCGGAGGAGAUCCGUUCAGAGACGUGUUCGGAGACUUUCUGGGUCGGGAGAGUCUGGGCGGGUUCAGCGGGAUGCCGGCCGGCAGCCGCCCGCCGCUGCAGGACGGUGAGGCAGGUAACCAGGAAAUGACGGCUCAGGUGACGAGUCCAGGAGGGAAGACGGAGGAUGCAGAGAUCAUCAGAGGGGAGGACAGCACCUACAGCGUUCGCUUCAUCCCUCAGGAGAUGGGACCUCACACCGUCAAUGUGAAAUAUCGGGGCCAGCAUGUACCCGGGAGUCCCUUCCAGUUCACUGUGGGGCCACUGGGGGAGGGAGGAGCCCACAAGGUCCGGGCCGGAGGAACCGGACUGGACCGGGGAGUGGCCGGGAUCCCAGCUGAGUUCAGUAUCUGGACCAGAGAAGCCGGAGCUGGAGGUUUGUCCAUUGCAGUGGAGGGACCCAGCAAGGCCGAGAUCACCUUUGAAGACCGGAAGGAUGGAUCCUGUGGCGCCUCCUACGUGGUGCAGGAGCCCGGUGAUUAUGAAGUUUCCAUUAAGUUCAACGAUGAGCACAUCCCCGACUCGCCCUUCAUCGUCCCCGUGGCCACGCUGUCCGACGACGCUCGCCGCCUCACCAUCACCAGCCUGCAGGAAAUGGGUCUGAAAGUGGGUCAGGAAGCUUCUUUUGCUGUCCAGCUGAAUGGAGCCAGAGGGCUGAUCGACGCUAAGAUCCACACUCCAUCAGGAGCCAUAGAGGAGUGCUACAUCACCGAGCUGGACAGCGACCAGCACGCGAUCCGGUUCAUCCCGCGAGAGAACGGCGUUCACUCUAUAGACGUUCGUUUCAACGGCAGCCAUGUUCCCGGCAGCCCCUUCAAGAUCCGAGUGGGAGAACCGGGCCAGGUGGGAGAUCCAGGGCUGGUGUCUGCCUUUGGACCGGGCCUGGAGGGAGGAACCACAGGUGUGGCGUCCGAGUUCAUCGUCAACACCUGCAACGCUGGUUCUGGAGCUCUGUCGGUGACCAUUGACGGCCCGUCCAAGGUGAAGAUGGAGUGUCAGGAGUGUCCUGAAGGCUACAAGGUGUCCUACACACCGAUGGCUCCUGGAAACUAUCUGAUCUCCAUCAAAUAUGGAGGACCGCUACACAUCGUAGGAAGCCCCUUCAAGGCCAAAGUCUCAGGUCCUCGUCUGUCCGGCGGUCACAGUCUACACGAAACGUCGUCGGUUAUCGUGGAAACCGUCACCAAGUCGUCGUCAAUGGGCGGAGCCUUCGCCUCGCUGCCCAAAUUCUCGUCAGACGCCAGUAAAGUCGUGUCCAGAGGCGCCGGACUGUCGAAGGCCUUCGUGGGUCAGAAGAACACGUUCACGGUCGACUGCAGCAAAGCAGGAACCAACAUGCUGAUGGUCGGCGUCCACGGACCGAAGACGCCGUGCGAGGAGGUCUACGUCAAGCACAUGGGCAGCCGGAUGUACAACGUGACGUACACGGUGAAGGAGCAGGGCAGCUACAUCCUCAUCGUCAAGUGGGGAGACGAGAACGUUCCCGGCAGCCCGUUCCACGUCACCGUGCCGUAGAACUGAACUCUUCUCUCCUCCGUGAUGCACUGGAGACGUUUCACUUUGUUCUGGGACAGCGUUCACGCUCGGUGCCAAAGUUCUCAUGCUCAUCGUCCCGGUUCUUCUGGUUCCUGCAGAUUCGGUCCUGAGGCUGAACUCUGAUCUUCUCGCAGCAGCUUUUAUAAACAGUACCUUAAACUGAGAUGAGUUAACUCGGGUUGAAUCACUGCCAUCUAUCUGUGGGUUAACGUCAGCGCUCAGGACGGGCGCUGCUUUAAAGUUAAAGGAUCGUUCUGCUUUAUUUCACCUGCUGCUUCCUCGGUUGUGUUUUAAAUGUGUGUUGGAGGAAAAUAUCCAACCUGAUCGGAUAUUUUCUGUCUGAUGUGAUCACCAACGUGUUCGUCCUCCGCACAGAAAACAGCAGAAACACUGACUGACGACGACUAAAGACAGAAAACGACUUAAAAUGAUGAACGAACAGGAAACAGCGACUGAGUGGAUGACGAGAAGAAGCGACAGAACAGAAGCUGAACAUGACCAGACAGCGACUAUGUGUGACUGAAACAGAGCAGUGAAUGAAAACCACAAACAUCUGUGGCUGAACAUGACAGAAGACGGUGAAUGUAAAGGACGGAGAUCAGCCACUGAGACGACAACAAACAGACUUAAUGAGAUGAAAACCAGCGACUGAAAAGCUCCAACCGGUGACUGAAAAUAGAAAAAGAGACUAAAAAUGACAGGAAAUGAACAUUUGACUAAACAGCAACUACAAGCAUCUGAACACAGUCACAGAAACGACGGAUAUGAGUUUAUGGAUAACAACAGAAAACAGCGACUAGAAGUUUGACCUGACAGCGACGAUGAAGACCUGGAGCCAGUGACUGAACCCGACCGUGUUCUGUUUGGUUUGUUGCUGACGGAAACCCAACCGGCUGAUGGGAAGCAGAACGAUCCUUUAACGUCACAGUAAAAGUAGAAAAACUCAUUUCCUGCUUCAGACAAUCGGUCCAGGUGAAUUCAGCCAAUCAGAGCUCAGCGUGCGUUUGAAUCCUCCGGGACGUUUCUUUCAAACCUGUGGAUUUAGAUUCUCGUGUUUCUGUGAGAACCCCAGACGUCGAGCAGAAGCAGCUGGUUCCACAUCAGGACAAACUGAAAUGUGAUUUUAUUUAUUCUCUGAUUUUCUUUGACAGAAAAUGGUCUUAUUGUGAAAGAGCAGGCGAAGGACUCGACCUUCCUCCUGGAUUCUGUGUUCGGAGGAAAGUCGGCGUUACACUUUAGAUUCUUCUUCUUCUUUUGUUUUUUUUUUACCACAGGAAAGACGUGCAGUGGAGUUUAUUGUGUGACUGUUGAAGCACGAAGACAUUUUAUAGUGAUUUUCUAUGAGUGAAUAAAGUUUGAUAUGUAACCUCCAGUCAGAUUGUGCAGGCAUAAUGAACACACCUACAAAUAAACCAUCAUGUGCAA
Molecule: messenger RNA, 10122 nt
Organism: Stegastes partitus (bicolor damselfish)
Lineage: Eukaryota; Metazoa; Chordata; Actinopteri; Pomacentridae
Product: filamin-C-like
Exons: 50
Coding region: 250-8676 (2808 amino acids)
Biological process (GO): actin cytoskeleton organization
Molecular function (GO): actin filament binding
Source: RefSeq, a predicted model, not a curated record